Molecule: messenger RNA, 1671 nt
Organism: Penicillium psychrosexuale
Lineage: Eukaryota; Fungi; Ascomycota; Eurotiomycetes; Eurotiales; Aspergillaceae
Gene: dps1
Product: putative aspartyl-tRNA synthetase Dps1
Exons: 2
Coding region: 1-1671 (556 amino acids)
Biological process (GO): aspartyl-tRNA aminoacylation
Cellular component (GO): aminoacyl-tRNA synthetase multienzyme complex; cytoplasm; cytosol
Molecular function (GO): RNA binding; ATP binding; aspartate-tRNA ligase activity
Source: RefSeq, a predicted model, not a curated record
AUGGCCGACUCCGAAUUGCCCCACCGUCCCAAGCCCGAGGCCCAGGAUGCCUCCGCUCCCGCCGCGGAAGGUGAGACCAAGAACGCAAGCAAGAACGCACUGAAGAAGGCCGCAAAGGAUAAGGCCAAGGCAGAGAAGGCUGCGGCGCGUGCAGCGCAAGAAAAGGCCCAGGCCGCAGCCCAGGAGGCCAACGACACAGCCAAGGAUCUGUACGGCCCUCUCCCAGAGGCCGAGAACGCCAUCCCGUCUACACGAUUCAGCGAACUCUCAGAGGAACACUACGAGAAGGAGGUGACAGUUGUGGCGCGUGUGGACAAUGCGCGUGUGCAGAGUGCUAAGCUUGCAUUCUUGAUGCUGCGCCAGCAGGGACAAAAAGUGCAGGCCGUCAUUGCGGCCGCGGAGCCCAUCUCGCGACAGAUGAUCAAGUACACCGGAGGCCUGAACGUCAACUCGAUUGUGCAGAUUACCGGUAUUGUGAAGAAGCCCGAGAUUCCGAUCUCGUCUGCGUCCAUCAGCCACCUAGAGAUCCACAUUCGCAAGGUCUACAUGAUCUCCGAGGCUGCGCAGAUGCUCCCUAUGCAAGUCAAGGAUGCUGAGCGCCCGCCCCCAGAGAGCAUUGAUGAAGGUGCUCAGGUUGAUGCCGAGGGUGCUCCCAUCGUCACCCUCAAGACUCGCCUUGAUAACCGGGUCCUCGAUCUGCAGACCGAGACCAGCCAGGCCAUCACCUGGAUUUCCAGCGGUGUCUCCCAGCUAUUUGCUGAGUACAUGAUUAAGAGUGGCUCCCGGUGGAUCUCCACACCUAAGCUGGUUGGUGCUGCCACAGAAGGUGGCAGCGGUGUCUUCGAGGUGAAGUACUUCAAGCGCAAUGCCUACUUGGCGCAGAGUCCCCAGCUAUACAAGCAGAUGUGUAUCGCCGGUGAUAUGGAGAACGUAUUCGAGAUCGCCCCCGUAUUCCGUGCCGAGGACAGCAACACCCACCGCCACUUGACUGAGUUCUCCGGUCUCGAUUUCGAGAAGACCUUCCGUGGCCACUACCACGAGGUUCUGGAGUUCGCUGAAGACCUCCUUGUCUUCAUCCUCACCCAGCUCAAGGAGCGCUACGCAACCCAGAUCGCCACCAUCCAAAAGUCCUACCCCAAGGCCGGCGACUUCAAGCUUCCCAAGGACGGUAAGGCGCUGCGCUUGAACUACAUGGACGGUGUUGCGCUUCUGAAGGAAGCCGGUGUCGACGUCUCAGAGCAAGAACGCUUCGAGAACGACUUCUCCACCGCGAUGGAGAAGCAGCUCGGCCAAAUCAUCCGUGAGAAGUACGACACCGACUUCUACGUGCUCGACAAGUUCCCCAUGGCUGUCCGUCCCUUCUACACCAAGGCCGAUCCCGACGACAAGCGCUUCUCUAACUCGUACGACUUCUUCAUGCGUGGCGAAGAGAUCAUGUCUGGUGCCCAGCGUAUCAACGAUAUCAAGGAGUUGGAGGAGUCUAUGCGCUCCAAGGGUCUUGAGCCUAACCAGGAGGGCUUCGAGGAUUACCUCAAUGCUUUCCGCCAGGGUUGCCCCCCUCACGCCGGUGGUGGUCUUGGUCUCAACCGUAUUGUUAUGUUCUUCCUUGGCUUGCCUAACGUCCGUUUGGCUUCGCUCUUCCCCCGUGACCCUCAGCGUCUGCGUCCUUGA